Closterium sp. NIES-65 is the source of this 7977-nucleotide messenger RNA. NCBI's taxonomy places the organism in Eukaryota, Viridiplantae, Streptophyta, Zygnematophyceae, Desmidiales, Closteriaceae. The record is from the annotation of a GenBank genome assembly.
AUGACCACGUCCACGUCCUCCACGUCCAUGUCCACGUCCACGUCCACGUCCACGUCCACCGUGGACAUGGACGUGGACUUGGACGUGGACGUGGACGUGGACAUGGACGUGGACGUGGACGUGGACGUGGACAUGGACGUGGACAUGGACGUGGACGUAGACGUGGACGUGGACAUGGACGUGGACAUGGACGUGGACGUGGACGUGGACGUGGACGUGGACAUGGACGUGGACGUGGACGUAGACGUGGACGUAGAAAUGGACGUGGACGUGGACGUGGACGUGGACAUGGACGUGGACGUGGACAUGGACGUGGACGUAGAAAUGGACGUGGACGUGGACGUGGACAUGGACGUGGACGUAGACGUGGACGUGGACGUGGACGUAGACGUGGACGUGGACGUGGACGUGGACGUGGACAUGGACGUGGACGUGGACGUGGACAUGGACAUGGACGUGGACGUGGACGUGGACGUAGAAAUGGACGUGGACGUGGACGUGGACGUGGACAUGGACGUGGACAUGGACGUGGACGUGGACGUAGAAAUGGACGUGGACGUGGACGUGGACAUGGACGUGGACGUAGACGUGGACGUGGACGUAGAAAUGGACGUGGACGUGGACGUGGACGUGGACAUGGACAUGGACGUGGACGUGGACGUGGACAUGGACAUGGACAUGGACGUGGAGGUGGAUGUGGACGUGGACGUGGACGUGGACAUGGACAUGGACGUGGACGUGGACGUGGACGUAGACGUGGACGUGGACAUGGACGUGGACUUGGACCUAAACGUGGACAUGGACGUGGACAUGGACGUCGACGUGGACGUGGACGUGGACGUGGACAUGGACGUGGACGUGGACGUGGACGUGGACAUGGACGUGGACGUGGACAUGGACGUGGACAUGGACGUGGACAUGGACGUGGACGUGGACAUGGACGUGGACGUGGACAUGGACGUGGACGUGGACGUGGACGUGGACGUGGACGUGGACAUGGACGUGGACAUGGACGUGGACUUGGACGUGGACGUGGACAUGGACGUGGACGUGGACGUAGACGUGGACGUGGACGUGGACAUGGACGUGGACGUGGACGUGGACAUGGACGUGGACGUGGACGUGGACAUGGACGUGGACGUGGACAUGGACGUGGACAUGGACGUGGACGUGGACGUGGACGUGGACGUGGACAUGGACGUGGACGUGGACGUGGACAUGGACGUGGAGGUGGACGUGGACGUGGACAUGGACGUGGACGUGGACGUGGACGUAGAAAUGGACGUGGACGUGGACGUGGACAUGGACGUGGACGUGGACGUAGAAAUGGACGUGGACGUGGACCACGUGGACGUGGACGUGGACGUGGACAUGGACGUGGAGAUGGACGUGGACGUGGACGUGGACAUGGACGUGGACGUAGACCUGGACGUGGACGUGGACGUGGACGUGGACGUGGACGUGGACGUGGACGUAGACAUGGACGUGGACGUGGACGUGGACGUGGACCUGGACGUGGACGUGGACGUGGACGUGGACAUGGACGUGGACGUGGACGUGGACGUAGACGUGGACGUGGACGUGGACGUGGACGUGGACGUAGACGUGGACGUGGACGUGGACGUAAACGUGGACGUGGAAGUGGACGUGGACGUGGACGUGGACGUGGACAUGGACAUGGACGUGGACGUGGACAUGGACGUGGAGGUGGACGUCGACGUGGACGUGGACGUGGACAUGGACGUGGACGUGGACAUGGACGUGGACGUGGACGUGGACGUGGACGUGGACGUAGAAAUGGACGUGGACGUGGACAUGGACGUGGACGUAGACGUGGACGUGGACAUGGACGUGGACUUGGACACGUGGACGUGGACGUGGACGUGGACGUGGACCCUGGACAUGGACGUGGACGUGGACGUGGACGUGGACGUGGAUAUGGACGUGGACGUGGACCUGGAAAUGGACGUGGACGUGGACGUGGACGUGGAGGUGGACGUGGACAUGGACAAGGACGUAGAAAUGGACGUGGACGUAGACGUGCACAUGGACGUGGACGUGGACGUGGACACUGGACACGUGGACGUGGACGUGGACGUGGACAUGGACGUGGACGUGGACGUGGACCUGGACGUGGACGUGGACGUGGACGUGGACGUGGACGUGGACGUGGACGUGGACGUGGACGUGGACGUGGACAUGGACGUGGACAUGGACGUGGACGUGGACGUGGACAUGGACGUGGGCUUGGACCUGGACAUGGACAUGGACGUGGACAUGGACGUGGACAUGGACGUGGACUUGGACCUGGACGUGGACAUGGACGUGGACAUGGACGUCGACGUGGACGUGGACGUGGACGUGGACGUGGACGUGGACGUGGACGUAGACGUGGACGUGGACGUGGACGUAGACGUGGACGUGGACGUGGACGUGGACGUGGACAUGGACGUGGACGUGGACAUGGACGUGGACGUGGACGUGGACGUGGACGUGGACAUGGACAUGGACGUGGACGUGGACGUGGACAUGGACGUGGACGUGGACAUGGACGUGGACGUGGACGUGGACGUGGACAUGGACGUGGACGUGGACGUGGACGUGGACGUAGACGUGGACGUGGACAUGGACGUGGACUUGGACGUGGACGUGGACAUGGACGUGGACAUGGACGUGGACGUGGACGUGGACGUGGACGUGGACGUGGACGUGGACGUGGACAUGGACGUGGACGUGGACGUGGACGUGGACAUGGACGUGGACGUGGACGUGGACAUGGACGUGGACGUGGACGUGGACAUGGACGUGGACGUGGACAUGGACGUGGACGUGGACGUGGACGUGGACGUGGACGUGGACGUGGACAUGGACGUGGACUUGGACGUGGACGUGGACGUGGACGUGGACGUGGACAUGGACGUGGACGUGGACAUGGACGUGGACGUGGACAUGGACGUGGACGUGGACAUGGACGUGGACGUGGACGUGGACGUGGACGUGGACGUGGACGUGGACGUGGACGUGGACGUGGACGUGGACGUGGACGUGGACGUGGACGUGGACGUGGACAUGGACGUGGAGAUGGACGUGGACGUGGACGUGGACAUGGACGUGGACGUGGACCUGGACGUGGACGUGGACGUGGACGUGGACGUGGACGUGGACGUGGACAUGGACGUGGACGUGGACGUGGACGUGGACCUGGACGUGGACGUGGACGUGGACGUGGACAUGGACGUGGACGUGGACGUGGACGUGGACGUGGACGUGGACGUGGACGUGGACGUGGACGUGGACGUGGACGUGGACGUGGACGUAGACGUGGACGUGGACGUGGACGUGGACGUGGACGUGGACGUGGACAUGGACGUGGACGUGGACGUGGACAUGGACGUGGAGGUGGACGUCGACGUGGACGUGGACGUGGACAUGGACGUGGACGUGGACAUGGACGUGGACGUGGACGUGGACGUGGACGUGGACGUAGAAAUGGACGUGGACGUGGACAUGGACGUGGACGUAGACGUGGACGUGGACAUGGACGUGGACUUGGACGUGGACGUGGACAUGGACGUGGACAUGGACGUAGACGUGGACGUGGACAUGGACGUGGACGUGGACGUGGACGUGGACGUGGACGUGGACAUGGACGUGGACGUGGACGUGGACAUGGACGUGGACAUGGACGUGGACAUGGACGUGGACAUGGACGUGGACGUGGACAUGGACGUGGACGUGGACGUGGACGUGGACGUGGACAUGGACGUGGACAUGGACGUGGACUUGGACGUGGACGUGGACUUGGACGUGGACGUGGACAUGGACAAGGACGUAGAAAUGGACGUGGACGUGGACGUGCACAUGGACGUGGACGUGGACGUGGACAUGGACGUGGACGUGGACAUGGACGUGGACGUACAAAUGGACAUGGACGUGGACGUGGACAUGGACGUGGACGUAGACGUGGACGUGGACGUGGACUUAGACGUGGACGUGGACAUGGACGUGGACUUGGACGUGGACGUGGACAUGGACGUGGACAUGGACGUGGACGUGGACAUGGACGUGGACAUGGACGUGGACAUGGACGUGGACGUGGACGUGGACGUGGACAUGGACAUGGACGUGGACAUGGACGUGGACGUGGACGUGGACGUGGACGUGGACAUGGACGUGGACAUGGACGUGGACGUGGACGUGGACGUGGACGUGGACAUGGACGUGGACGUGGACAUGGACGUGGACAUGGACGUGGACGUGGACAUGGACGUGGACGUGGACAUGGACGUGGACGUGGACAUGGACGUGGACAUGGACGUGGACUUGGACGUGGACGUGGACUUGGACGUGGACGAGACGUGGACCAUGGACGUGGACAUGGACGUGGACGUGGACGUGGACAUGGACGUGGACGUGGACGUGGACAUGGACGUGGACAUGGACGUGGACGUGGACGUGGACGUGGACGUGGACGUGGACGUGGACCUGGACAUGGACGUGGACGUGGACGUGGACGUGGACGUGGACGUGGACGUGGACGUGGACAUGGACGUGGACAUGGACGUGGACAUGGACGUGGACGUGGACGUGGACGUGGACAUGGACGUGGACGUGGACGUGGACGUGGACGUGGAAAUGGACGUGGACGUGGACGUGGACAUGGACGUGGACGUGGACGUGGACAUGGACGUGGACGUGGACGUGGACGUGGACGUGGACGUGGACAUGGACGUGGACGUGGACGUGGACGUGGACGUGGACAUGGACGUGGACGUGGACGUGGACGUGGAGGUGGAGUUGGACGUGGACGUGGACGUGGUCGUGGACGUGGAGGUGGACGUGGACGUGGACGUGGACGUGGACAUGGACGUGGACGUGGACAUGGACGUGGACGUGGACGUGGACGUGGACGUGGACGUAGAAAUGGACGUGGACGUGGACGUGGACAUGGACGUGGACGUAGACGUGGACGUGGACAUGGACGUGGACUUGGACGUGGACGUGGACAUGGACGUGGACAUGGACGUAGACGUGGACGUGGACGUGGACAUGGACGUGGACGUGGACGUGGACAUGGACGUGGACGUGGACAUGGACGUGGACGUGGACGUGGACAUGACAAAUGGACACGUGGACGUGGACAUGGACGUGGACUUGGACGUGGACGUGGACAUGGACGUGGACAUGGACGUGGACGUGGACGUGGACGUGGACGUGGACGUGGACGUGGACGUGGACAUGGACGUGGACGUGGACGUGGACGUGGACAUGGACGUGGACGUGGACGUGGACAUGGACGUGGACGUGGACGUGGACAUGGACGUGGACGUGGACGUGGACGUGGACGUGGACGUGGACGUGGACGUGGACGUGGACGUGGACGUGGACAUGGACGUGGAGAUGGACGUGGACGUGGACAUGGACAUGGACGUGGACGUGGACAUGGACGUGGACGUGGACAUGGACGUGGACGUGGACAUGGACGUGGACGUGGACAUGGACGUGGACGUGGACGUGGACGUGGACGUGGACGUGGACGUGGACGUGGACGUGGACGUGGACGUAGACGUGGACGUGGACGUGGACGUGGACGUGGACGUGGACAUGGACGUGGAGAUGGACGUGGACGUGGACGUGGACAUGGACGUGGACGUGGACGUGGACGUGGACGUGGACGUGGACGUGGACGUGGACGUGGACGUGGACAUGGACGUGGACGUGGACGUGGACGUGGACGUGGACGUGGACGUGGACGUGGACGUGGACAUGGACGUGGACGUGGACGUGGACGUGGACGUGGACGUGGACGUGGACGUGGACGUGGACGUGGACGUGGACGUGGACGUGGACGUGGACGUGGACGUGGACGUGGACGUGGACGUGGACGUGGACGUGGACAUGGACAUGGACGUGGACGUGGACAUGGACGUGGACGUGGACGUGGACGUGGACGUGGACGUGGACAUGGACGUGGACGUGGACAUGGACGUGGACGUGGACGUGGACGUGGACGUGGACGUGGACGUGGACGUGGACGUGGACGUGGACAUGGACGUGGACGUGGACAUGGACGUGGACGUGGACGUGGACGUGGACGUGGACGUGGACGUGGACAUGGACGUGGACGUGGACGUGGACAUGGACGUGGACGUGGACGUGGACGUGGACAUGGACGUGGACUUGGACGUGGACGUGGACAUGGACGUGGACAUGGACGUGGACGUGGACGUGGACGUGGACAUGGACGUGGACGUGGACGUGGACGUGGACAUGGACGUGGACGUGGACAUGGACGUGGACGUGGACGUGGACAUGGACGUGGACAUGGACGUGGACAUGGACGUGGACGUGGACAUGGACGUGGACGUGGACAUGGACGUGGACGUGGACGUGGACGUGGACGUGGACAUGGACGUGGACAUGGACGUGGACUUGGACGUGGACGUGGACUUGGACGUGGACGAGCAUGGACUUAUGGACGUGGACGUGGACGUGGACGUGGACGUGGACGUGGACAUGGACGUGGACGUGGACAUGGACGUGGACGUGGACGUGGACGUGGACGUGGACGUGGAAAUGGACGUGGACGUGGACGUGGACAUGGACGUGGACGUGGACGUGGACGUGGACAUGGACGUGGACUUGGACGUGGACGUGGACAUGGACGUGGACAUGGACGUGGACGUGGACGUGGACGUGGACAUGGACGUGGACGUGGACGUGGACAUGGACGUGGACGUGGACAUGGACGUGGACGUGGACGUGGACAUGGACGUGGACAUGGACGUGGACAUGGACGUGGACGUGGACGUGGACGUGGAAAUGGACGUGGACGUGGACGUGGACGUGGACAUGGACGUGGACAUGGACGUGGACGUGGACGUGGACGUAGAAAUGGACGUGGACGUGGACGUGGACAUGGACGUGGACGUAGACGUGGACGUGGACGUGGACGUAGAAAUGGACGUGGACGUGGACGUGGACGUGGACAUGGACAUGGACGUGGACGUGGACGUGGACAUGGACGUGGACAUGGACAUGGAGGUGGACGUGGACGUGGACGUGGACAUGGACGUGGACGUGGACGUGGACGUAGACGUGGACGUGGACAUGGACGUGGACUUGGACCUGGACGUGGACAUGGACGUGGACAUGGACGUCGACGUGGACGUGGACGUGGACGUGGACGUGGACGUGGACGUGGACAUGGACGUGGACGUGGACGUGGACGUGGACAUGGACGUGGACGUGGACGUGGACAUGGACGUGGACGUGGACGUGGACAUGGACGUGGACGUGGACGUGGACGUGGACGUGGACGUGGACGUGGACGUGGACGUGGACGUGGACGUGGACGUGGACAUGGACGUGGACUUGGACGUGGACGUGGACGUGGACGUGGACGUGGACAUGGACGUGGACGUGGACAUGGACGUGGACGUGGACAUGGACGUGGACGUGGACAUGGACGUGGACGUGGACGUGGACGUGGACGUGGACGUGCACGUGGACGUGGACGUGGACGUGGACGUGGACGUGGACGUGGACGUGGACGUGGACGUGGACAUGGACGUGGACAUGGACGUGGACGUGGACGUGGACAUGGACGUGGACGUGGACCUGGACGUGGACGUGGACGUGGACGUGGACGUGGACGUAGACAUGGACGUGGACGUGGACGUGGACGUGGACCUGGACGUGGACGUGGACGUGGACAUGGACGUGGACGUGGACGUGGACGUGGACGUGGACGUGGACGUGGACGUGGACGUGGACGUAGACGUGGACGUGGACGUGGACGUAAACGUGGACGUGGAAGUGGACGUGGACGUGGACGUGGACGUGGACAUGGACAUGGACGUGGACGUGGACAUGGACGUGGAGGUGGACGUCGACGUGGACGUGGACGUGACAUGGACGUGGACGUGGACAUGGACGUGGACGUGGACGUGGACGUGGACGUGGACGUGGACGUAG